This is a messenger RNA of Maylandia zebra (zebra mbuna), 1301 nucleotides long. NCBI's taxonomy places the organism in Eukaryota, Metazoa, Chordata, Actinopteri, Cichliformes, Cichlidae. The record is from RefSeq and is a predicted model, not a curated record.
ACUAGUGCAAGGUGAAGGAGGUCUGUUCAUCUGUUUUCUUCCUCUCGGUCACUUUAAUCUGGUUCUUCGGUCAGUCAGAUUAAACUGGAGUCCUCCAGGAGGAUGAGGAUAACCGUGCUGCUUGUCUCCCUCCUGCUCGUUUCCCAGUAUGCCUCAGGAGUCGAGGUGUAUGAGGGGGAGGAGUCUGUCCUUCUGCUCUGCCAGCUUCCCGUUCCAGCUGAAGAGGGUGUAGUUGUGUGGGGACGCGAUGACCUGAAUCCUUCAAUCAUCCAUGUUCGCACAGAGGAAGGUGAUUAUCUUACAGAGCAAAAUAAACAAUACGUCAACAGAACAUCCAUUCAAAAGGACGCCCUGAAGACCGGAGACCUCAGCCUCACUCUGAGAAAACCUACAUUCUCUGACAGUGGACUCUACACCUGCACCGUACGCAAGGUUGGAGAAAAACAGAACCAGACUGAAGUGCAACUAAAGGUCAAAGAGCGUCCUCCUCCUCCUCCAAUCUGGCCCAAAGUUCUCCCAGCGGUCCUGGUUCCGGUGCUUGUCCUGGCUAUUGGCAUUAGUGUUUUCAUGUGUCUUGUAUAUCAAAGGAUGAAGAAAACAGCAGUCUGCCAGCUCAAAGUUGUUGAUGUGACAGAGGGAGCAGAGUCUGUCCUGCUACCCUUCAUAUCCAAAAAACUGAAGAAUCAGGAGACCGCCAAAGUGGAGUGGAAACAUAUCCAAGAAGACGAAAUGAAGGUCGUGUAUGAGAAGGAUCGGAAAAGUCAAGACGUACCUGACACAGGCCCAUAGAGAUGAAGAAAAAUCCAUGGAUUACAGGAAACGCCAGCCUAACUUUGUCAGAUCCUCGCUCUGAAGAUGGAGGUGUUUACAUAUGCACCAUGUAUGACACGCAUGGAAAGGCCCUGAAACAGAAAGUAGUGGCACUCUGGGUCAAAGAGGGCUGGCUGAAAACCAUCAGAAGCUUCUUCCCGUGUGCCAGACAGAACAGACAGAAUUAUGUCAUCUGAAUGAAAAGGCAAAGGUGAAUCUGUUCACUGUUCAGUCAAUGUGAUUCAUCUCUUGAUGAAGCUUUUCCAAAUGAAACUCACAGUAAUAAGGUCAUUACCAAAUGAAAAGUCACAUUGACAAAUAUGUAAAACUACUGUGAGUUUGUGAGCGCUCAAAUGUCUGUUUCAGUCAGUUUGAACACUUGGCACAUGCACUGAGCACAACCUGAACUAAUAUUCAGAUCGUCUGUGCACACUUUAAACUAAAGUUCUGCAUAGAGAGGUGAGAGCAGUAAAGUGUUUUUUAGUACAUUU